GGCGCCGCCGUCCGCCGCGGCUGUGGCCGCCGCGGCCAUGGCCCAGCGGGCGCCCAGGGGGCAGGGGCAGGACGAGGAGGAGGGAGCGGAGGAGGAGGCGGCGGCGAGGGGCAGCCAGGCGCGGGCCAGGAGCCACGCGGAGCCCGCAGCGAGCGGCGGCAGGAGCCAGGAGCGGCAUGAGAGGAAGCGGAAGAGGCAGGAGGCGCAGCAGCUGCAGAAGAUCCAGCACUUGGAGUCUUUCUAUGAGAAACCUCCCCCUGGGCUAAUUAAGGAGAAUGAAACAAAACCAGAAGACUGCAUACCUGAUGUACCAGGCAAUGAAAGCGCACGGGAAUUCCUGGCACAUGCCCCAACCAAAGGGCUUUGGAUGCCUUUGGGAAAAGAAGUCAAAGUUAUGCAGUGUUGGAGAUGUAAACGUUAUGGACACAGAACAGGAGAUAAGGAAUGCCCAUUCUUUAUUAAAGGCAAUCAGAAGUUGGAACAAUUUAGAGUAGCACAUGAAGAUCCAAUGUAUGAUAUAAUAAGGGAAAAUAAGCGUCAUGAAAAAGAAAAGAGGAUACAGCAACUGAAGCAGCUCCUGGAGGACUCUACCUCAGAAUCUGAUAGCAGUGAUGACAGUGAUGACGAUGAUGAAGAUGGCAGCAGCUCCACUUCCUCAGAACAUAAACACAAGAAGAAAAAGAGAAAAAAGGAAAAGAAAAAGAAAGAAAAGAAGAAGAAGAAAAAGAGGAAGCAUAAAUCAUCCAAAUCUAAUGACAAGUCAGAAUCUGACUGACAGCAGUCACCUGCUGCAUGCUCAUUGACCUCUCUACUUGUGAACUGUGAGGAAAGAUCCAAAGAAUGAGGAGGAAAACACCAGAAAGGGCUUUAUUAAACUUGAAACAUACAUGUGUAUGCAUACAGCAUCCUACACUGGCAUGCUCUUCUGCCCCUCUGCAGCCAGAAAGAAGAAAGGUGCAUUGAACCAUAUCUUUGUGCUGUAAAACCCGUGCUGAGACUCGUCCAGCUUGGUCAGAUGGGGCCUCUGCAUUGCUGCCUGUGACCAGCAGCAGAAAGCAGCGACCACCAAGGGAUCACCGACAAACCUGUAGCAUUAGCAGCCUGUCUGUUGAAGUGUCUUUACUCCAUGAAGUUAUUUUAUCACAUACAAAGCCUCAUUGUACCAGGACUGCAGUUUGCACCAUGCAGAGCACUGAGGGUUCCCUUCCAGUGCUUGUAAUGAGCAGGUUGUACUGUAUUUUCUUCUGCACGUACGUGCUGAACUUCUGUGUACUUAUCCUAAUAUUGGCAGCUAGGGAAAUAAAGAGUUCUGCUGCAGGAGACAAAAGGUAAUCAAGGAGAUUUAUUUUAUGACAAAAUUGCAGCAUCUACAAGACUUGAUUUUUUUUUUUGUGUGUGUGUAACAAAAUCUCAACAUCACCAUCAUUAAUACAAAACUCUGAAACACCUGAAGUGAAACAUGUCCAGUGUCUAAACCAUAGAAGUGGGAGCCAAGUGUAAUGAUGUUAAAUAUUCAACUUAACUGUAAAGUUUAGUUAUUUUAAAAGGGGGGGUUCCACAUAAGAAAUUAAAAAGAUGCAUUUCUGCACAUUCUGCAGUAUCAGUUGUUUUGGUACAAGUUGAGAGGGAGGUUUCCUUUUUAAAAGGCUUAGGGGUAAUAAAUUCACACUUUUUAUACUUACUAGAUUUGAUGAAGUAACAUUUUUUUGAAUCAUCCCACAAGAAUAUAAAUGUGUAAGACUCUCAUAAUGGUUUUCAACUAUUCAUGAAACCACAAUAAUAGUAAAGAAUUUGUAAGCAGGAAGAAGAGAACAUUUUGUGUAUUUAUUAGACCUCACAUACUGACCACACUUUUAAAUAAUCUUGCAGACUCAGCCAGGAAGAUGGAGAUAGCUAUAAACAGCAGUUUACAGUAACCAACUCUCUUUGAAGCCUCAAGGUACAUUAGUACAGAGCUGUGAAUUGAGGAACUAGAUCAUGGAUAUUGGUACUGUGCAAAAGAAAAGAGAAAAAUGGAUUUGCUUUGAAAGAACUUUAUAGUAUUUAGUCUCUGUGGGUAUGCUAAGAUUGAAAAAAAACCCCACACCAUACAGCUCUAAUACAGUAGAAGGAACAUUAACAGUGAAAUCAAGGAGUCAUAGAGUACAAUGCAGCUAAGAUUGUUUUAUUUUCUUCAAAGCUUUGGAAGAGAGGACAAGGGAAAGUAUAAAUUAAAAUGUUUUUUCUCCCUCC
Messenger RNA from Zonotrichia albicollis (white-throated sparrow), 2232 nucleotides. RefSeq names its product RP9 pre-mRNA splicing factor (gene RP9). NCBI's taxonomy places the organism in Eukaryota, Metazoa, Chordata, Aves, Passeriformes, Passerellidae. The record is from RefSeq and is a predicted model, not a curated record. Gene Ontology annotation, biological process: RNA splicing.